Molecule: messenger RNA, 1841 nt
Organism: Xiphias gladius (swordfish)
Lineage: Eukaryota; Metazoa; Chordata; Actinopteri; Istiophoriformes; Xiphiidae
Product: syncoilin-like
Exons: 5
Coding region: 477-1547 (356 amino acids)
Cellular component (GO): intermediate filament
Source: RefSeq, a predicted model, not a curated record
CUUUAUGAGCAGCCGAGCUCAGUGCUGGAGGAAAGCAUCUGCACGGGCCUGCUAAUGCUCCCACCUCUUCCUGUAAAGUAGUCUGGCAGGCAGAAUGUGUUUCAGGUGGAAAGUUGAGGAACGUCAUUGCUCAGAUAGUUUUUCAGCCACGGUGUCGCUACCUUCUUAGACGCACAUCGAAAAAGGGCCGUAAGGCUGUGUAAAUAUAGCUGUGGCGACCAGGCUGGUCCAGACAUGUGUUCGCUGAUGCACCCAGGGCCAUGUAGGCCAGUCAGCCCCUCAGCACUGACACGGUUUUUGAUCCCAUGUGGGGUUAUGAGAGAGUCUUAGAUAGAGUUUCCCCCGCGCCCCCAGUGUUAUUAAUAAACACAAAGUGUGCCUGUGUUUUCCUGGAGACAGACACACUGCUGAGCUGCCCUUAAAGCUAAAAGCAAACUGUGUCCAUAGCUGUCUGCACCAUCUAUCUGGACAAACUCAUGGACAAUCAUGGAUCAACAGAGGAUGGAAGAGACGUGGCAUCUACUGAGGACUCACCCAUGGAGCUUAGAUUUGUUGGGGAGAUCACAGAAAGUAGCCAUACUGACUCUGAAACGGAGACAGUCAUUUCCCUAGAUGACUGUACACAGCACCCUGCAAUGCAAAUGGACCAGGCGGUCUUGGAAAACUUGGGGCAGCUUUUCGAGCACUGCAUCCAGCAAGUGUCCCGUCUAGAGAAACAGAGGGACAAGCUUAUACAGGAGCUCCUGUGUCUGCAGGAACCCAUGCUGCAAGUUGUGGAGUACCUGAGAGGGAAGGUGGUGGAGGCACAGAGGCGACUCACUCUGGCUCAGCUGGAUUACAUGGCUGUGUAUGAGGAAGUGCAGCAGGUGAAGAGGAAACUGUUUGGCACAGCCAGAGACUGCAUCCAGAGCGAGGUGACACUGGCUGCGCACGAGUACGAGGUGGCUCAGUCUGCUGUUACACAGGAGGAGCUCAAGGGCCACAUCCAAAAUCUGACUCAAGAGCUGUCCCACCUCCAGGAGGCCCAGAAAACCCAGCUCAGUGCCCUUAAGGGCCAGGUCAGUAAGCCCUGCAGGCCCAGGGCCAUGAGCGACGUCAGACUGUGCCGCCAGGCGUCCGCAAGACUGCAGCGGCGGCUCAGCGCUAGCGUGACAUCCUUGGAGGGCUGGUACGAACCUCGGCUUAUGGCCCUGCUGAAGAGGAGACAGGUUGGGGAAGAAGCCUUGAGAAAGAGCAGGGAGCAGACGAUGGCCCUGAGGGCCGGCGUGGGGCCCCUGAGAGAGGAUAUACAGAGAAUGGAGGCUCAGAGAUCCUGUCUGGAGCAGAGGAUCUCUCUGAUGGAGAGGGAGAGGGAGGAGAGCAGCACACAACACAAGGAGACUGUGGAGAAACUAAGAGAGACUCUGAGAGAACUAGAAGUGGAGUUUGAGAUUCAAAGAAAAUCUAAGAAAGAUUUGGAGGAUCUUAAAGAUGGCCUUUUAAUCGAGCUGACAUUUCUGAGAGGCUGUGAUGAAGCCAGCGAAACCACUGCAGAGGAAGAGCCCUAAUUUCCUAUAUGCAGUGGAUAUUCUUAACCAGGAUAUCUAUACCAGACUGAACCCUGGCAGUACAUUUACAUCAAACAGCUGAAAACUGAUAAUAUGCAGAACAAUUCAAACUUGGUAUUUAUUGGCUUUUAGAGAUUACUCUUACAUACAGCUUAAAAACCGACAUGCUGUACCGAGAUAAAAAGGCAAAAAGAUUUAAUGUAAAUAUUUUUAUUAUGAAUAUACUUAAGUACACAAGAGAUCAGAUGCAUCACAGAAAAAAAGCAGAGGGGAAAAGAAAAAAAAAAAAAAAAA